This is a messenger RNA of Hibiscus syriacus, 793 nucleotides long. RefSeq lists its product as uncharacterized. Bases 250 to 654 code for a protein of 134 amino acids. NCBI's taxonomy places the organism in Eukaryota, Viridiplantae, Streptophyta, Magnoliopsida, Malvales, Malvaceae. The record is from RefSeq and is a predicted model, not a curated record. The transcript has 3 exons.
UUUGUAAAACUCAGCGUUUCCUCAGCUGUGCAAAUGUCUCUCUGUAUCUCCGGCUCCGUCGCAUAUAUUCUUCUCUUCUCAGGCAAAUUACUCGCUGCUGUUUAGCUUCCUCCCUUAUCUCUCUCUCCCUUUCAACUGCGGUGUUCAAGUCUUUUUCGUCUUUUCUGGGUAUUGGCUUUCAGUUUUGUUGAAUGAAAUAAAACUGGGUUCUUCUACUCUACUGCAAAUUUAGGGAGCAGAAACAGAGAGAUGUUUGGGAGUAUGGUUCGGUACUUUUCUACAAAACCCAAACCAAAAAUGAAGCCAAUCGAGCUGACAAUGCCGCCAGAGCAAACACAGACCAUAACCAGAGUCAUAUUUGACAUUCUCAAGGAGCAUGGCCCCCUCACCGUCGGUGAUACUUGGGAACGAGUUAAGGAGGUUGGGUUGAGAGGACUUACGGGAAAGAGCCAUAUGAAGAUCGUGCUGAGAUGGAUGAGAGAAAGACAGAAGAUUAGGCUAAUAUGUAACCAUGUGGGACCUCACAAACAAUUUCUGUAUACAACUUGGUUCACUAAGCCCAACAUCAGGCAGGCUAGAGCUGUCAAUAAUUCCUCAGCUUCACCAACUAGUUUACCUCUCAAUUCUUCAACUCCAAAGUCGACUCGAGGUUAAGUUGCUUGCUAUGCGAUACGACCGGCUUCAGGACAUUUACUAUUUAAUAAAUGUAAUGUUGUAGAAACUUCACCGUACUGUGAACUAGAAUUAGUUUAUUCUCUUGUUCCAAUAUAAUUCCAUUUUUCAUGUUGAAAUU